AUGCCCCGUGGAGCACACCCUCCCACCUGGGACCGACCGCAGACCCUUCGAGAGGCUCGUCGCGCUUACCUGAAAGCUGGUCGUGUUCCAAAAUUGAGUGCAGCACAGAUCCGUGCUGCCGAGCGAGCGGUUGAAGCGGACAAGCGAGCCAAGGACAUUUUGGCAAAGCAGAAGCGUGCACGGGAAGCAAAGAAGAAGAGAGAGGAGCAAGAAGCAAAGCAAAGAGAAGAGCAGAGAAAGCUAGUACAGCUCGGUAAGCUGCCAGAAGAGAGCUUGUGGGGCAAGGUCCGAGCAAGCCAGCCCCGACUGCACACCUUCUUUGGCGUCCCUCGAGAUGGCAAGGUAGAGGCACAGUUCAGCAAAGCCAGUCUCGACGUUCAAAAUCGGAAAAGCGACGCAAGAGCCAGAUCGGUUGAGCAUUCUGCCGAGAACUCACAAGGUUCAGGACAGAUACAAUCUUCAGCCCCGCCAGCUCUAAAGUCGCAGAAAGCUUCUUGUUUGCCAGCGCUGCAGAAAGUGUCCGCCUCAGAGGCAUGCGGACAGCAGCACACGACCCAACCGAAGCACACAUAUGAGCGGAGCGCUCUCCAUGCGGCGCCUGUGGACCAAGGACAGCCGGAUACGCAAUUCUCCAUUUCAGGCUCGCAGAUGCUUUCCGAGUUCGCAGAUGAUAAAGCUCUCGAGGCGGAGCUGAACGGCCAAUCCUCACCACCGAAAAUAGUGCGUGAUCCGUCAAGUCACACAUUGAAGAGAACUGCAGCCCUCCAAACGGGCCGCCCUUCGAAGAAGCGCAAAACGGAGGACCCAUCCCCAGCCACAGCUUCUUCUACCAAAGCUACUCGUGCGAUAUCUGCUCAGAGGUCACCGUUGACGCUCAACAACCGUGCAGCAGAACAAUUCUGCACGUCUUCGGGUUCUUCUCUUACCCAACCUGGCGUCCACCUUCCUGUAGUAAGUGGCCUCGACGACAUCCCGACGGCUUCCCAAGUUGAGGCUAUGUUCUGGUCACAAGACUUUGAGGACAAUGGUGCACAUAGCGAUAAGGAGAACCUCGCCCCAUGUCCUACCGAUUUUAAGAUCACGAACAGCACCGUCCAAACCAAGUCCAACAAGUUAGCCCCUGCAAAGCCUCAGCGGCCAUGUCCAUCAACCGCAAAGCCUCCGGUCAAGAAAAGGUCACCGCCCCAGCAGUCAGCAUUGCGUUCUCGGGAAGAUGACAAGGUCUUCGAUAAUGGUCAUGGUUCCGAUGAGUACUUCGAUAACGUCUUUGGCGACGAUUUUGAUGAGAACCUGCUAAGGCUGUCAUCACAGGUUUUGGGCCUCAAAAAGGAUGACUCUCAAAUCGUGUCAAAGAAAAGGAGCGCUGAAGUACUUGGUGUUCACCGGUCUACUCUGCCAAAACUGGCCAAGCAAGCAAGUCCCCUGCGCUCGAAAGUGGGAGAUUCUCCAGACAGCACGCAGAACAGCUGCUACGAUUUGUACGGCGUGAAUGAUGAAGAUCUUUUGGAGCUUGCAGACAUGUUCAACAGCAGCUAG
This is a messenger RNA of Endocarpon pusillum Z07020, 1536 nucleotides long. RefSeq lists its product as uncharacterized. The transcript has a single exon. The record is from RefSeq and is a predicted model, not a curated record. NCBI's taxonomy places the organism in Eukaryota, Fungi, Ascomycota, Eurotiomycetes, Verrucariales, Verrucariaceae. The coding region runs from base 1 to 1536 and encodes 511 amino acids.